This is a messenger RNA of Pollicipes pollicipes, 2992 nucleotides long. Its product is annotated as nitric oxide-associated protein 1. The coding region runs from base 292 to 2445 and encodes 717 amino acids. The record is from RefSeq and is a predicted model, not a curated record. Lineage: Eukaryota; Metazoa; Arthropoda; Thecostraca; Pollicipedomorpha; Pollicipedidae. Gene Ontology annotation, molecular function: GTP binding. The transcript is spliced from 9 exons.
CUCCAGGCCAAAGCUCCGGUCAAACCGGUCAACUUCGAGGCGCCGGAGCCCGGACUCCCCCUCCCCCACAUCGCCUUAUAUGCAAUCUGCCAGGCCGGCUCUCCGACCUCUCCAAGUCGGUCUCUUCCACAGUUUUGUGCCGGUGUUGUCACAUGGAGCCAGAAAUUACGGCGUGUUUAUAAAGUAAUUAAAUCAGCCGAUUUCGUGUUGAAUCAUCUUUGGUCUUGGAUUCAUAAAUUACCUGCUUGCUGCAAUCAAAUGUAAAGUCAGCUAUCUAACCACCAAAGAAAAAUGGGGUUUUUGAGAAUAUACAGGCUGCAACAUGCUGUACUUACAAGAUUGGUUAAACAUCAGACAUUUACUCAGCCACUGUGCAGUACACUGCAAGUAAUGCAAAUGCAUGCAGCCAGAAAUGAAUCCCCUAAAAUCACACCUCAGAGUGAUAGAAGAAUUCUGCAUAAUUGCAUGUUAAUUAGACUUUCCAAGUCUGAGGGGAGAGAGCUGCAAAGGGCAAGACUGAAGGCCCAACAAACUGCAGUGGAUGGAGAGCAUGCACCUGCCAUGCCUACCUGUGCCUUCUUCAGUGCUCUAGGAACAGACAGCAUUCAUUCAAGCCAUAACUCUCUGGCAGCUGAGGCACCACUGGAGUCAACAGAGUCAUCCAUGUUUCCAUUUGCUGCUGCAUCUCUGGUGGAGUUCACAGAACCUGGUGAGCAGCAGGAUGAGCAUGACACACCUGAUGACACGCAGCUGCAGCAAACAGUGCGUGAGCGGCUACAACUGCUGCGCGAGCAGGCGGUGCGCGAGCAGGCUGCCGACGCAGACACUGAUGACCAGGACCUGUGGGUGCUACGCUAUGGCCACCCGGACCCAUCUGUGCCGGCCAGCCAGGUGGUGUGCGGCGGCUGCGGCGCGCACCUGCACUGCCAGGAGCCGUCGUGGCCCGGCUAUUUGCCGUCGGAGGUGCUGCGUGCAGCACCAGAGGCCGAACUGCGCGACCUCAUCUGCCAGCGCUGCUACUUCCUGCGCUUCCACAACGCCGCUAUCAACGUCAGCGUGCGGCCGGACGACUACUCGCUGAUGAUGCGCCAGAUGGAGAACAAGUCGGCGCUGCUCGUGCUCGUGGUGGAUCUGCUCGACUUCCCCUGCAGCGUCUGGCCCGGCCUGGCGCAGCUCGUCGGCCGGUCACGGCCGGUGGUGGUCGUGGGCAACAAGGUGGACCUGUUGCCGCAAGACAGCGAGGGAUACCUGGAGCGCGUGAAGGCGGCGCUGAACCUGGCCCUGGAGCGGUGCGGUAUCGAUCGGCUGAACGUGAAGCACACCUGUCUGAUCAGCGCUCGCAGCGGCUACGGCGUGGAGGAUCUCAUCACCGUCCUGCAGACACACUGGAGAGACCAGGGUGACGUGUACUUACUGGGCUGCACCAAUGUGGGCAAGUCAACGCUGUUCAACACGCUGCUGCAGUCGGACCUGUGCAAGUCCGCGGCGCACGAUCUUAUCCGGCGCGCCACCGCCUCCCGCUGGCCGGGCACCACGCUCAACCUGCUCAAGUUUCCCAUGAUGCGUCCGCAAGAGUUCCACAUUCACAAACGUCUGCACCGGUUGCGGAAGGAGAAAAACUGGAGAAGAGAGGAACAGAGGCUGAGAGAAUCGCGCCUGCAGGAGACUGGGGACCCAAAAUACGCCAUGCUGACAGGUCACAUUGGACGCACCUUCCGUGGCCAGCGAGCGCGCGACGGGGAGGCCGCAGUGCUGCCGGCCGAGGCGCCGCCGCCCACUGAGCGGCUGGGGGGCAUCGCGGCCGACGACCCGCGCUUCCCCACCGGCCGCUGGGUGUACGACACGCCCGGCUUUAUCACUCCUGAUCAGCUGCUGACUCAGCUGACUCAGGAGGAGCUGUUGCUGACGCUGACGCGGCAGUUGCUGCAGCCCCGCACGUUCUCCCUGUACCGCGGCCAGUCGCUUUUCAUCGCCGGCCUGGCCCGGCUCGACUACAGGGCCGGUCCCAGCAUGGCUAGGCUGACUGUGUUCGCAUCCUCCGAACUCCCCGUCACCGUCACGGCCACCGAGGACGCAGACGACAUCUACCGGCAGUAUCUGGACUCGGGCCUGUUUGUGGUGCCGCGUGGCGGCGCCAAGCGCCUGGCGCGCUGGCCGGGACUGGAGCCGAAGGAUGUGACGGUGACGGGCGGCAGCGUGACGGAGAGCGCGGCCGACAUCGUCCUCUCCUCCGCCGGUUGGGCCGCCGUGACGCCAGCCGAGGACCGUUCUGGCGACGGCGAGACGGAACUGAAGUUCACGGCGUACACGCCGGGCGGCGCUGGCGUGUUCGUGCGCGCGCCGCCGACACUGCCGCACGCGGUGCGUCUGCGGGGCCGCCGGCGGCACGGCUCGCCGGCGCACAAGCUCGGCACCCUGCACCAGCUGAGAGCGGCGCGCCGGUGACGCCGGCAGGGCUGGGCAUCCGCACUGCGUCCGCCGUCUGUGCGAUUGGGGAGGAACGAUGUCCACCGUCUGCGUGGCGAGGGACGACGUCCGCCGGCCGCUUGACUCGAGCGGGGCGACGUCCGCCGGCCGUUUGACUCGAGCGGGACGACGUCCGCCGGCCGUUUGACUCGAGCGGGACGACGUCCGCCGGCCGUUUGACUCGAGGGGGACGACUGCUGCCGUCUGCGACUUCUGAGCUUCUUAUUCGCGACCGAUGGUUGUCUUCUGCACGACUGGUUCGCGAAGCAGUAUUUUCGCAACCGCAAUACAGUGAUGCCAUUCAUGUGCAGAUCCCACCCAUUUGUUUACUUUUGAAGUAUCAACCGGCUGCUGUCGGCGCCGUCGUAUGACUUCUUUGGCGUAAAGGCACAGCUAUGAACGCCCAUGCCCGCCACUACGCGGUGCGCUCGGCUGAUUUCACCUAGUCUCGUUCUCGCUCAGGCAUUAUUCGACAUGCUGAGAACUUUCUGGACAUGUUUGUGAUGAUACCAUGUACAAAGCCGUA